AAUUUAUCAGGAGGAUAAUUUCAUCGUGUUGUAAUCGUGUGGUGUGAAAACUUGGACUAGUUUAACCAAAAUGAGUGCAGAUGAUUUCGAUGAACUAAUUACGGAAACAUCAAGGAACAUUAACGAGCUGAUAAUGCUGUUCAACUCUAAAAAAUGUGAUGCAGAAGAAUUUGAUGAGUUGUUACGGUCAUUUCUUCCUAGUCAAAACCUUGGUGAUAGGUCAAUUCAUCUGACAAAAUUUCGUACAAAAGUUGCCGUAGAUAUACUGUCAAAAACCUCGGUUUUCGUAAAUCUUGUGUCAAUUUAUCGAGAAUUGGGAAGAAUGGCUAUUCCUUUGAGUUUUUUAACAUUAAAUCCACUUCCCGUUGAUAAAUGGGUCCUCAAACUUAUCGACUUCCAACAAUUUUUGUCAAAUUAUAUGACCGUCAGCAUAAGCUUUACACGGAAACUGAUCAAAUCUGAUAUAUAUUUGACAGAAGUACGGCGUAUAUUAAAUGCUACCAACACCAUGAAAAUGUCCGAGCUUGUACGAUCAUUAAUGGAUCACAUUAUCUCUGGAUUGAAUACUGCAUUAAUUUAUGAAAAUGAGUUUAUUACACAAAGGCUUAAAGAUUAUGGUCUACGUGAUAUUUUAUCGCGUUGUACUUGUCGUGAUCCAAAAAUUAAGUUGGCCAUAACCAUUUUUUUAACGUUUACCUACACUGAUAUCAGUCAACUUCAUCUAAAGGAAGAAUCCAUUGAGUUAUUCCUAAACUGCUUUGAUUAUUUUAUAGAUGAAGGAAUUGAAAGUGAUGAUUUGUUUAGUGCCUUUCAGUUUAAUAAAGUGCUACGUAUUUUGGCUUUGGAUGGUGAGAAUAGAAAUAAGUUUGCCCAGCGUGAUGUUGUGGGACGCCUGAAGUUGUUGCCGAAAUCUUUAUCUCAUGGUACAGAUGAAAUAUCAUUGACUACACGCAUUUUAUCCUCGAAACUUUCAAACGACGAUGCUAUCAUGGAGAUAAAGUUACUUGCGAUGGAAUUUUGCAACAAUGCGAUUGGAAUAGAAGAUGAAGUUAAAACGUUCACUGAAAGCUAUAGUGAUGAUGAAUAUAUACCUCAAUAUCCAUCGUCUGAAAAUGAAACUGAUGACGUAGAAUGUAGUGAAGUAAUAAAAGAAAAACCUCAAUUGAAUGGUCAUAUUAUGAUUAGCUACAGUCAUGAUGAUCAGGAGAUAGCGAUUAAGAUUAAAGAAAGGCUUGUGGAGGAAGAUAUCAAGAUUUGGAUUGACAAAGAGCACAUGGUCCAAGAUGUUAAGAUAUUAGAUGCUAUGGCAAGCGCUGUACAAAAUGCUGCAAUUGUAUUAAUACUUUUUUCUAAAUCAUACCAAGAUAGUGAAAACACUAAAGCAGAAGCGGAAUAUACUCGAAAACUAAAAAAACCGCCUAUUUUUCUGCGUGUUGAGCGAGGAUUUGUUCCAGACUCUUGGUUGGGCUUCAUGAUUGGUGAAAGUCGUUAUAUUGAUUUUUCAGGGAAAUAUCCUUUUGAAGAAAAAUUUGAAGAACUAUGCACUACGAUUAGUAAUAUUAGUCGAGGAUCGAUCACUGUGAAACGUGAGAAACCAGUGGAAAAUAAACCAAAUACAUGCGUUUCAAUGUAAUAUGAUGAUAUUGGUGAUCGGAAUGAAGAAUCCACCUCUUCUCAACCAAUUCGAUCUAACUUCUAACAAAAUCCUAUUUAUCUCCAUAUAUAUAUAUGUGAUACGUUUUCUGUUCAACAACAAUGAUGCUUGAUGAAUAAUGAUAACAGAAUUUAACUAUUCUUUUUAGUGUAUUGAGUUAUUUUUUUCAUUAACUUGAAAAAUUGCAACAUGUAUUAUUAUAACUUAGCAAACAAUUUUUGAGGAUGUCUUUUUCUAUACUACUUAUUUUAUAACUUUUGUUUGAUGUUUAUCAUCACCACUUUUUAUUUAUUUAUCAGAAAUACUACGUCUUUCUAAUACGCUUGUUGUUUUGUUGUAUUACAUCAUGGUAGUAUUUAAAGUGGUGGUAAUUGCCUGUGGAAAUCAUUUUCUGUAUAUGAGUACUGAAGUUUAUGACUUUAUUCAGUUCAGAUCUAUAGUUCAUUGGAUCGAAUUAAAAUAGAAAAAUUCCUAAGUUUCUGUGAUUUGUCGUUUUCUGUGAAUAUAAAAGUUUAUUGUUGA
Molecule: messenger RNA, 2176 nt
Organism: Schistosoma intercalatum
Lineage: Eukaryota; Metazoa; Platyhelminthes; Trematoda; Strigeidida; Schistosomatidae
Source: the annotation of a GenBank genome assembly